CAAAAGUUGUCCGGAGAGCGCGUCUCUGGCGCGCGCAGGAUUUGAGCGACAGCCACCACCGGAGGGGCGAGGUCGACUUCUUCCUUCUUUGCCCUCGGCUCGGUGGGCGAGUUGGACGCUGGAGGUGGGUCCCGUGGACACGCACCUGCCCUCGGACUUAAGCGGACCCGCUCCCUCACGAGCGAGCCUGCGGGGUGUGCGGAGGACGGCCCUCGCCUGCGAACCGUGUUCGAUGCCCUGGACGGGGAUGGGGGACGGCUUCGUCCGCAUGGAGGACUUCGUCCAGUUCGCCACGGUCUACGGGGCUGAGCAGGUGAAGGACUUAACAAAAUACUUGGAUCCCAGUGGGCUCGGCGUGAUCAGUUUUGAAGACUUCUACCAAGGGAUCACGGCGAUCAGAAAUGGAGAUUCUGAUGGCCAGCUGUGCAGCAUUGUCCCUGCCCAGGACGAGGAGCCGCAGGCCUGCCCUGAUGAGUUCGAGGACUUUGUUACCUUUGAGGCCAAUGAGGUAACAGACAGCGCAUACAUGGGCUCUGAGAGCACCUACAGUGAGUGUGAGACCUUCACCGAUGAGGACACAAGCACCGUGGUGCAUCCUGAGCUACAGCCUGAAGGGGACAUGGAUAGUGCGGGCGGCUCAGCCAUGCCCUCCGAGUGCCUGGAUGCCAUGGAGGAGCCUGGCCAUGGUGCUCUGCUGCUUCUCCCAGGCAGAUCCCACCUGCACAGCCAGUCUGUCGUCACGGUGAUAGGUGAUGAGGAGCAUUUUGAGGACUAUGGUGAGGGCAGUGAGGCAGAACUGUCCCCAGAGACCCUCUGCAAUGGGGAGCACGGCUGCAGAGACCCUACUUUUCUCACCCCCAGCGCCGACCCGCUUGCCACAAAGCUGCACAGCAUCCUCACUGAUGAGGCCUUUGAGUUUUACUGUAGCCAGUGCCAUAAACAAAUCAACCGCCUAGAAGAUCUUUCCGCUCGCCUGAAUGAUCUUGAAAAGAAUAGUCCAACGAAGCGGCUCUCCAGCAAGAAGGUGGCAAGACACCUGCUUCAGUCAGGGGCUCUGACCAUGGAAGCCCUGCAGGACCCUCCCCCAGACCCUUUGGAGGGCAUGGAAGAAGAUAUUGCGGACAAGGUUGUCUUCUUGGAGAAGCGGGUGUCAGAGCUGGAGAAGGACACCGCUGCCAAUGGGGAGCAACACAGCCGACUGAGGCAGGAAAAUCUCCAGCUGGUGCACAGGCUGCAGCAACUGGACGAGGAGAACAGUGAGCUGAGGUCCUGCACGCCCUGUCUGAAGGCCAACAUCGAACGCUUGGAGGAGGAGAAACAGAAGUUGCUGGAUGAGAUUGAAGAGUUGUCACUGCGGCUCAGUGACGAGCAGGAAAACAGGAGGAAGCUGGGGGACAGGCUGAGUCACGAGAGACACCAAUUCCAGAAGGACAAGGAGGCAACCCAGGAGCUAAUUGAGGACCUGCGGAAGCAGCUGGAGCACCUACAGCUCUUCAAGCUGGAGGCGGAGCAGAGGAGGGGCCGGAGCAACAGUGUAGGCCUACAGGAGUACAAUAGCCGUACCCGGGAGAGCGAGCUGGAGCAGGAGGUCCGCAGGCUGAAGCAGGAUAACCGUAACCUGAAGGAGCAGAACGAUGAGCUCAAUGGACAGAUCAUAAACCUGAGCAUCCAGGGCGCCAAGAACCUCUUCUCCACAUCCUUCUCUGAAUCUCUGGCCGCAGAGAUCAGCUCGGUCUCCCGCGAUGAGCUCAUGGAAGCGAUUCAAAAGCAGGAAGAGAUCAACUUUCGCCUGCAGGACUACAUUGACAGGAUCAUCGUGGCCAUCAUGGAGACCAACCCGUCCAUCCUGGAGGUCAAGUAGAAGCAGCCAAGCCCAGCCCAGGGUGAUUCUGGACUCCACCAACACCACAGAGAUGGCCGCGGCACACGUGGGCCAAGAAUAGCAGGUCCCAUGCCCACCGAGCCCAGAGCGCACAGCUGAGCUGGGGCACAUAAAGAUGGGGUGGUGGAAGAGGGAGAAGGAAAGAGAAGCCCUUGGUCUGGAACCCACAGCAGAUGCAGGUGGAAUUGGGCCUGCUCUCAGCUCUGGCCUUCCCCUGCCCCCUCCUCUGCAGAGAUGUGAGGACAGUGUCUCAUGCUGGGAUGAGCCUCUCCAUAAGCUCCCUCUCACAUAGUAGACCCUCCCGUUAUCCUGCCCUGUCAGGGGAGAAAAGAAGGAAAUGAAGGAAAUGGGUCCCCACCUGGGUGCAGCUAUGCAUGUCAGCACAGGCAUCCUGACCUGGUGCCACUCAAGGCUCGGCCGCUCCUGGACCAUCUAGAGGCCCCAGAUGCGGUGGUAUGUGAAAGGAAGACAGGCAGUGAGGCCGGUGCGAGUCAGGGUCUGACCAGAAGCUAUAGCCCAUCCCUCUUCCCCCAAGCUUUUCUGAGGCUGUCUCCCUGAGCUGCUCAGGCUGUCACUCAGUCCAGCUUCAGGCCCAGGGGCUUCCGGCCAUGCAUCUGUUCUCACAGUUGGACCCUCUCUACAAUAACCUGUGGGAGCUGGGGCCUCUGCUCUGAAAUCAGGACUUCAGAGUCUAAUGGUGUGGAAUGUACUAUCUGGGAGGGGUGGACAUUGCCAGACCCCUCUGACUCCUGAGGUAUAGACAGGGCCAGGGUGAGGUGCUACCUCCCCAGGGGCGUGGCCUUCCUGGCCUCCUGGAUUACCCCAUUUUCUGUGCAGAUCUUGCUGCCUUGGGUAAAGUCCCACUUUCCCAGGCCAGAGUCCAAAUGUUUCCUCCAGGAGUCCAAAGUCAUUAGAAGUCAUCAUUCUUCCCCAGGUACAUUCUGCAGAAGGCCGAGCAGGGCAGGCGUCCAAGGACACAGAUCAAGAGCAGAGAACAAGGCCUUCCCAGCAGCGUGGGGGUCCCUUGCCCAGCUCUGCACUACCACUGCCCAGCACCUGCGCUGCCAGGAGCAGCAGUGUCACCCCCACAGGGAUGCUGGGCCUGCCGCCCACCUUAGCCCGAGCACUGGCCAGGAGCCUCCAGGCACUCCCAGGUGGGCCAAGACCCACCACCAACUGGCUACUGUUGUGUGUGACCGCGUAUGGGAGGUGUAUGCAUGUGUGUGUGCGUGUAAGCAUGUGUGUUGCCCUGCAUCCCUCCAUCUUCUACAUGGCCCACCUUCUACACUAAGACUUAAGACGUUGCCUCGUAUUGUAUAUUUUGGGGAAAGCCUUGGGUGUAAAUCAGUGUAAACUUGGAGGAGAGAUUUUUCUAUCAUGUAGAGUAGGUAUUUUUUAUAGAUUGAAGGUUGAUCAAUUUUUUUAAUACUUCCAAGAGAGAAAACUAUCUGUGUAUACACAUGAAAUAUAUAUAUAUGUAUGUAUGUAUGAUAAUAAAUAUGGGAACUCUGCUUUCUGUGCCCAGCCUCACCCUGCUGA
This is a messenger RNA of Myotis lucifugus (little brown bat), 3421 nucleotides long. It is a transcript of the gene RAB11FIP3, whose product is annotated as RAB11 family interacting protein 3. NCBI's taxonomy places the organism in Eukaryota, Metazoa, Chordata, Mammalia, Chiroptera, Vespertilionidae. The transcript has 14 exons. Gene Ontology annotation, cellular component: endocytic vesicle; cleavage furrow; midbody. The record is from RefSeq and is a predicted model, not a curated record. Gene Ontology annotation, biological process: regulation of cytokinesis; endocytic recycling. Bases 233 to 1861 code for a protein of 542 amino acids.